AUGGAGCUUUGUUUCCACACUUCUUGCAAUUUCGAAACCCUAACAUUGAUUUCUCCUCCUUUACAAUCCUAUAACUUUAGUUCUAACUCUGUAUUCUUCUCUCCUCGUCGCGUAACCUUGUUCCCUGGUUGCCACGGUGGUCGAGUCGCUGUUUCCGCCUCGUUUCACCACGGAGAUACGAACCCUAGCUCUAAUUCUUCGCAGACUAAUCAUGAGGAACAUUUCUCUCUCGCGAAGAAUUCCAUUUCUGGGUUUCUCCGACAAGAGAUUGGACUCGCCGAGGUCGAUUCAGAUUUCAUCUCUGAGAAUUGUCCUAAAUACACGCGAAUGAUCGUUGAGGGUGUUAGGGAUUUGGAGGAAUGGAAUUCGUGGAAGGGAAGUGGAGAAUCAGAGGGUUUAGGGUUUAAGGAGAAAGUGAUUUAUAUGGUGAAGCAGAAAGGUGAUGGUGGUAAAGUUGCCUUUUUGGAGAGUCUUGGUUUGAGUUUGUCUUCUGCAAUGUAUUUGGCUCAUUACCUUUCCUCUGAAUCGCUCCCGAAACUUCUCGAUAAGGUUAAGUACCUGAAGGAAAUAUUCUUUUCUGGCAGUGAUGAGAAUGGUGUGGUUGGAAAGUAUGCACGAAGAAUGAUGCUCUACUUAUCCAUUCCUAUUGAUGAAGAUGUGCAGCAAACUCUUUCCUUUUUCGAAAAGAUUGAAGCAAGGCGUGGAGGCUUGGACAUGUUGGGAUCUGUAGAUGCGUCUUUCAGAUUUUUAAUUGAGUCAUUCCCUCGGCUUCUUUUACUUUCAGAAGAGAAUGAUAUGAAGCCUAUGGUAGAGUUUCUUGAAAGCAUUGGUAUUCCUAAAGAUUGCUCGGGAAAGUUACUACUCUUGUACCCUCCUAUCAUGCUUGGCAAAACCGAGGAGAGUAAAAGAAGGGUAGCCGCAGCUCUGGAAAAGGUUAAUGCAGUGAAUAAUGGAAAAGUGUUGCUGAAAUAUCCAUGGAUUCUUUCACCAAGCAUACAAGAAAACUAUUCGCACAUUGUCUCAUUGUUAGAGCGUGAAUCAGUGCUCAAAAUGGAUAUAGACCACGCAAUUAGGAGAUGGCCUCUACUCCUCGGUUGCUCGACAAGCAAUAUGAAGUUGAUGGUGGAGGAAUUUGAUAAACUAGGUGUUAGAAAUAAAAGGAUGGGGAAGGUUAUACCCAAGAUGCCUCAGCUUUUGUUAUGUAAACCCCAAGAGUUUCUCAAGGUCAAAUACUUUGUCGAUGUCCUGAAAUAUUUGGCUGCAGCUAUCGACAAAACCCUGCAGAAAAAGCUGACAUUUCUCACUCGUUUCGGUGUUUCGAGUUCCCAUUUUCCCCGAAUCAUAAAGAAAUACCYGGAAUUUCUCAUAUACGACGCAGACAAAACAGUACUUCCUCGGCUAAAGUACCUAAUGGAGAUUGGGAUAUCAGAGAGGGAGCUUGCCUUCAUGAUUCGUAAAUUCUCACCGAUAUUAGGAUACAGCAUUGACAAAGUACUUAGACCCAAGUUAGAAUUCUUGGUGAACAGCAUGGAGAAACCGGUUAGAGAGGUAGUAGAUUACCCGAGGUAUUUCAGUUAUUCGCUGGAGAAGAGGAUAAAACCGCGGUUUUGGGUACUCAAAGGGAGGAACAUAGAAUGUAAAUUACACGAAAUGUUAGGCAAAAACGAUGAAGAGUUUGCUGCUGAUUUCUUGGGUUUAGGAGAGCUUCAAACUCACAAUGAAAUCUCUUAG
Messenger RNA from Arabis nemorensis, 1731 nucleotides. Lineage: Eukaryota; Viridiplantae; Streptophyta; Magnoliopsida; Brassicales; Brassicaceae. The record is from the annotation of a GenBank genome assembly.